Medicago truncatula (barrel medic) is the source of this 942-nucleotide messenger RNA. Its product is annotated as putative B3 domain-containing protein REM4. The record is from RefSeq and is a predicted model, not a curated record. NCBI's taxonomy places the organism in Eukaryota, Viridiplantae, Streptophyta, Magnoliopsida, Fabales, Fabaceae. Gene Ontology annotation, molecular function: DNA binding. The transcript is spliced from 5 exons. Bases 1 to 942 code for a protein of 313 amino acids.
AUGUCUUUUCAACAACACUAUGGACGUGGAAGUGAAGCUAAGGGAAUGCAUUUCAGCCUAACAAUUCUACCUCAUGAGUUGCAAGAUCAAGAGCUUAUGGUUCCAAGAAAUUUUGUGGAAAAGUAUUGGAAAGGAGUAUCAAAUCCAAUAUCUCUAAAAUUUCCAAAUGACUCCGAGUGCAAAAUGAAUUGGGUACUACGUGAUAAUGAUAUUUGGCUUCUUAAUUGGAAAAAAUUUGCGCGGUCGCUUAGAUGCGGCGAUCUUUUAGUUUUCCAAUACAAAGGAGGGUCUGAUUUUCAUGUCAUUAUAUUAGAUGACAGUAAAUUGGAAAUUGACUAUUCAAGUAUGAGAUUCAACGAUCAUCAAGAUUCUUACAAACAUUGUAAACAAGAAGAAGAGAGUGAUGAUGAUUGUGUUGAGAUUCUAAAUAAUAUGAAUGCAACUCAAGGGACAAAUAUGAAUGCAACCAAGCAAAAAGUCUCAGUUGAUGUAGGUGCUGAAGCCACUGAAGAAUCAAGUGAUGAAUCGAGUGAUGAGAGUUCAUAUGAGAAUGAAAUGCCAAAGCAAGCUCGACGAAGGACAACAAAUGGCAAGAGAAAAGUGAGUAUGGAUUUUGACACCACCCAACCAAAAUUCUCAGAUUCAGAAGGUCAUAAGGUGAUGAAACAUAACACAUUCAAGAUUUAUGUGAACAAUUGCCUAUACCCGGAUGUACCAAAUGAAUUUAUGAAAAGAGGAUGUCAUGAAAAUCUUGUGGAGUUGAAAAUAGGGAUACAAUCAUGGUUCAUAAAAGUGAAUUAUUAUCCUAGUAUCCGUGGCUGUAGAUUCGGUAAAGGUUGGAGAAAUUUUGUGGAAAAUUGCAAAGUGAAGUUUGGAAAUACUUGUCUCUUCGAGCUGAUUGAUAAGGACAAAUUUGUGUUUAAAGUUUCAAUUGUUAGAUAG